Bombus pyrosoma is the source of this 1147-nucleotide messenger RNA. RefSeq lists its product as uncharacterized. Gene Ontology annotation, molecular function: nucleic acid binding. The record is from RefSeq and is a predicted model, not a curated record. Gene Ontology annotation, biological process: DNA integration. NCBI's taxonomy places the organism in Eukaryota, Metazoa, Arthropoda, Insecta, Hymenoptera, Apidae. The transcript has a single exon. Bases 131 to 1147 code for a protein of 338 amino acids.
AGGUACACAGGCCACAUUAUACGCAGUGAGGCGACGCUACUGGCCCCUCGAUGGCAGAAGUCAAGUAUGGCGCACGAUCAAAGGUUGCGUCCGCUGUUGUCGUGCUCAUCCACCACCGGUAGACUAUAUCAUGGGUAACCUGCCGGAGGCUCGAGUCACGGAAUCCCGACCAUUCGCAAACGUCGGUGUCGAUUAUUGUGGUCCGUUUUAUAUCAAGGAGAAGCGAGACCGUAGCCGCCGCCAAGUCAAGGUAUACGUGGCCAUUUUCGUAUGCCUAGCAGUUAAGGCGGUGCACAUCGAACUCGUCGGCGAUCUCACGAGCGAAGCCUUCAUCGCCGCUCUUCGACGAUUCAUCGCACGGCGAGGAUUUUGUUCGACGAUCCACUCCGACAACGGCACAAACUUCAUCGGCGCCAACAACGAACUAAGGGAGCUCUACGAACUCCUAAAAUCAGACGACUACAACGAGAAGGUCAGGACAUUCCUGGCCAACAAGCAAAUCGAAUGGCGCUUUAUACCCCCUCAUUCUCCGCAUUUCGGUGGGUUAUGGGAGGCAGCAGUAAAGUCUUUCAAGCAUCACUUUCGACGCGUCGUGGGAAAUGAACUGCUUACCUUCGAGCAAUUUAACACUCUGAUCAUCGAGAUAGAAGCAGUCCUCAACUCCCGACCACUAACACCCAUAUCCACCGAUCCCAAUGAUCUCCUCGUCCUCACUCCUGGCCAUUUUCUCAUUGGCGAAUCGUUAAUGAGUUUGCGUGAGCGAGAUUUCCGAGACACUCAAUCCAACCGACUCUCCAGAUGGCAAUACAUACAAAAGAUUAAGCAACAUUUCUGGAAACGUUGGCACCAGGAGUAUCUCAAUGAAAUGAACAAUCGCAACAAGUGGACCAAGGGUGGACACCACAUACAGGAAGGUACAAUCGUCCUGCUCAGAGAGGACAACGUACCCCCUAUGCAAUGGCCUUUGGGCCGUGUAAUCAAGGUCCAUCCCGGAGCUGACGGAAUCAUCCGCACCGCCACUGUAAAGACAUCAUCGAGCCUCCUGGACCGCGGCGUCAAACGGCUGGUCCCCCUGCCAUGUCAAGCCGCCCCAGACGAGUCCGGACAAUCACAAAUAUCGAAGAAGGAGGACAGCACACCCAUCUAA